AUGCCCUUGAGGAUCGAACGUCGGCUAAGAUAUCAAACCAUUCCCCUUAAUACUGAAGAAUUUGACCAAGAACAGGACGCCAAACUCCAGAUCCCACCGCAACCUCCUCCUCCGUCGGAUGGUGACCCGAUGUUGUAUGUACGGCACGCCGACGCCCGAGCCGGCGUCCACCUGGUGAAUGGCUUUCUCCAGCAGAUCGAGCCCGUGGCACCGAUGCGCAGACGCUCCUCUGGCCGCCAUAAACGGACGCGCCGGGGAAGAAUCGGACGAGCUCUGGGAGGAGGACAGAAAAUUAGCCGCCGUGAUUGA
Striga asiatica is the source of this 309-nucleotide messenger RNA. NCBI's taxonomy places the organism in Eukaryota, Viridiplantae, Streptophyta, Magnoliopsida, Lamiales, Orobanchaceae. The record is from the annotation of a GenBank genome assembly.